Cuscuta epithymum is the source of this 3193-nucleotide messenger RNA. The record is from the annotation of a GenBank genome assembly. NCBI's taxonomy places the organism in Eukaryota, Viridiplantae, Streptophyta, Magnoliopsida, Solanales, Convolvulaceae.
GGAUCAUGCUCUUAUUACUGAGAAUAGCUCUAAUGCAAUAGCAAUUGUUCUAAUGAACUUUAAUCAUGUGCUCUUCUAGACAUGUGGGAUAUCACAAAUGGGCAUAAACGAAAACAUAGGCGUAAACACAGGGCAGCCACCCUCAAACAAGAGUUUGUGCCUACUGAAACUUUAUUUGUGCCCUAAAUGGUAGUCCAGCCCCCUAAAUGGUAGUCCAAACAAUAACCUUUCAAUCAUCACCCAACCUGGUUUGGGUAAAAGUUCAUAUCUCGAUCCUAUUUAGGUCAAAAAAGGGAAUUGAAAUAUGAAAAAAAUAAUAUAUGAAGGAAAUAUAUAUAACACAGGGUACAUAUCUUGACACACUGUAUUACUCAAAUUGGAUAAUUGGAUUUUCACUAUCAUCAUUAUCAAAAUUAUUAAGAAGUCAUAAGUAUGAUUUUUAAUCUAAUGAUCAUGUUGCCCCAGCUUAGGCCUCCUCUACCAGUUGUGUGAAAACAUAAAAUGAAGUCUUAUAUUUCAUUCUGACUUUAUUUCAGGAAGACUCUAUUGAAUUUUCCCUAUAUUUAACCUCUAACCCAGGCCUGCUGUACAACUCCUUUAUUGCUUCAGGUUGUGGGAAAAGGUAAGGGAAAAAUCACAGAUGACAUAAGGAUGAGAGAAGUGACAAAUCUUAAAAUCUUAUAAUUGUGAGUAAGAGUUAGGACAUUUUAGGGCUGAAAAAAUGUUGGUUUAAUCAUUUGCUUUAUGAGGCGAUGCAUUGUGUUUUGAGUUGUGUACUCUUUUAUAGGAAUUUUCUUUUCCGUUUAAUUUCCGUUAAUAAGUCCUGUCUGUUGCUCUUCUCUUAUCUCCAGCUUUCCUCCAUGACCACCACUUGUUUUCUACUCUCAGAGUCUCAGCAGCUUCUAAGUUCUAACCCUGGUAUCCGCCUUAACCACACUGCGUUAUCUCCCAUCAAUUCCGUCUUGUCAAGCCAACCGUCCAUGUAUCUUUCCAUUCUAUUUUUCUUGCUCAACUCUGAUCAUCUCCUUUGGUCUCACUGCUUUUCUUCCCCUGUCUGUCCUGCUGUUAAUUUUUCUUUUCAUGUGUUUAAUUACCUAAAAAAGGAGCCAACUUCCUUGAAAUCUCUUUGAGUUUAAAGUGUGCUAAGCCUGCAUUUGUAGCCAUUCCAGUUAUUAUCUUUUUAAUGUUCUAUUGCUUCGUUUUUCUAUCUUUUGAAAACCAUUUGUUCUUAAACAGUGUCUUAACAAAUGAAAAUCAGUUUAGUUUUAAAUAUAGAUGUUGAAAUGGUUGUAAAAUUAUGAAGCACACAAAGUUUGUGAAUUUGUUUGAGUGAGAGUCUGUUGUAAAAUUAUGAAGCACACAAAGUUUGUGAAUUUGUUUGAGUGAGAGUCUGUCUUUUCUCAUUAUCCAUAACAUGCUUAUUGAUUAUGUAAAGUGUUUUUUUGACAUUUCAAAGAAUCAUUUGAAAAGUUAAAAUUAGAUCAAGAAUCUGUAGACUAGAGAGUACAUUAAACAUAACUAGAAGCUAGACUUACACAAUUGCAGGUUAUCUUUUUGUGUAAAAAAAUGUAAAAAAAAGGUCCUAAAAGAGCUUGGGAGAAAACUGGGAUGAGUUCUAAUGACCCCACAUUUGCGAACAAAAGUGCACCCAGCUUGCUCCCUCAUGAGCAUUGUGCCUCCUCUAAAAUAUAUGAAAUGGCGAACAGUGGGGUCAGCUAAUAUCUUCAGCAUUCUAUUUGGUUCCUACUAUUUCACUUUCUUUGCAAUCAGUCAACCUCCUAUUUCACGGCCUCGGUUUUUCUUUCACUGAUAAGCUUAAAUUUGUAGCCAUGUAUCAUAAUCUUCUAUUUACACUAGAAAUAUGGAAUGCCAGCCACUGAAGCAUCGUCACAUGUACGGAGUAUAUGUCACAAACUUAUUUAUUCCAUAGCUUCCUCUCAACUUCUAUGGUGUUCGUGUAAGUGAAUACACACAUUUUACCCACUCCCAAGUCGAUCAAAGUCCUUUAAAAAUGAGCAAAUUGCUUAUGAAGAGUAGCGGUACAACUAUGAUCACUUUUUGCUCAUGAAAUUACAUGUGUGUGCAGGUCUUUUAUAUUCUUAAAUACAUACAUAGUUCAAAUAGAGUCAAAUCAUUUCCUACUACGUACGUUUUUAAUUGUUCUGUGUUAUUUUGUAUCUUUACUAAUAUUGUAUGUAUACAUCAAAGUGUUUAAGUAGUUACCUGUUUCAAUGUUUUUUUGUUUUGUUUUCAUGUGUUUAAUUACAUCAAAAAGGUAAAUUUUUGGGCUAUUAGUAACAUAAACUAGAAACUGGGAGAAUUAAUACAAAUCCCAUUGGAGCACUAGCUGAAAUCAGAAAAAUUGGUCAUUGGAAGGAUAAAAAUUAGUAACAAAAACCAGAAGAAUUAGCCUUGUUUUUUUUAAAUGUUGUAUGAUACUUUAAAUAUUGCAUUACAAAGUAUCUAUUAAUCUUUUAAAGGAUAAAAAAGGGUUGUUUAUAUGUCAAAACAUGUCAUUGGAAGGAAUAUAGACAUUUGUAUGCCUAAGUAAAGCAAUCUCUAAAUGUAACUUUUUUGAAAAGUAAACAACUUACAUGAAUGAAGAAAACAAGAUAGUACAGAUUUACUUGCAAUAUUUGUGUUAUUAAAAUAUAUAUAAAAAAGUUCUUAGGCUCAAUUAGACACUAGCUACUUUGUAUCCAAUUGAACUUAUUUUAAUUAUUUUUGGAAAUUAGUGCCUUCCUAUAAUCACGCGACUUCAAUUUUUAAACAAGCCCUUCAAAAAUAUCUUCUCAAACUAACUGCAUCAACAUGCCAUGUAGGGAGGGCUUAUGUUAUUUCGAAUAAGACAAGUUAAGAAUCUAUUCAUACGUAUACAUCAUGUUACUUAUGGAUGGAUAUCCUUGUUUAAUGUUCAACACAAUUUAUUUAAUUAUUUACUAGAUAUAUUGGACUAACAUCUAUCCUUUUUUGUGCAUAGGUCAGUGGUUUUAUAUGAGGAGUAGUUCAACUAAAGCAUGCAUUAUCAAAGGGGAUUCAAAGUUGUGGGUUCUCACUACUCGAGGCACCAAGUUCACAUUUAUUUGACACUUCUUUUUUGUAUUUGCGCCCUUCUUCUUUUCUCCAGAUAUUGUAUAAAUUUGAAAAAAAACUACAUACUUGUGUUAAACAAAAUACAUUGGGCAUUAUCUCG